AUUUCUAGGUCCGAGCCAGCGGCCUAAGGGGAAUGUGCGCAUUCGACCGAGCACGGACACGUUGCCCACCGCUCCUCUCCCGAGGUCUGUAGUCGCGGAGAAACACAUGUUGCGUUAUUAACGUUCAGAGGUCUGCGACAGCUUCGAUUUGAAUGACUAGCCGGGAACACCAAGUUUCACUGUGGAAUUGCGUCCUCCUACUCUGGCGCCUCCUUUGCGACGCUCCCUGGAGAAAAGCACGCCCACUGCACGCGCUCGGUCGCUACUUCCGCUCUGGAGUCUCUCCAAGCAAGAUGGCGGAGGAGCCGCAGUCCGUGUUGCAGCUUCCUCCCUCAAGUGCUGCUGGAGGGGAAGGACUUACGGAGGUCUCCCCAGAAACAACCACCCCGGAGCCCCCGUCUUCCGCUGCAGUUUCCCCGGGAACAGAGGAACCUGCUGGCGAUACCAAGAAAAAAAUUGACAUUUUGCUAAAGGCUGUGGGAGAUACUCCUAUUAUGAAAACAAAGAAGUGGGCAGUAGAGCGAACACGAACCAUCCAAGGACUCAUUGACUUCAUCAAAAAGUUUCUUAAACUCAUGGCCUCAGAACAGUUGUUUAUUUAUGUGAAUCAGUCCUUUGCUCCUUCCCCAGACCAAGAAGUUGGAACUCUCUAUGAGUGUUUUGGCAGUGAUGGUAAACUGGUUUUACAUUACUGCAAGUCUCAGGCAUGGGGAUGAACCACAAAGAAAAUCAACUUGCUACAUAAAAUGGAUUUUCACAGAAGAGACAGCUCUGAAAAGUUUUGAUGCUUGUGGCAAGAGACUUAACAGAUGUGAUCUAUUCAGUAUGUGUCUACUCUAUGUUUAUGCAUAAGAAAACAUCCAUAGCAUGAAUGGACUCAGAAAAAUGUGAUUUGUAUUAAUACACCAGUCAUCAUAAAAGAUGGUCAUUAUAGUACAUCCAUUGCUCCUACUUGUUACUAUUAUUGCUGCAGAUCUGCCUCCAAGGUUGAAAAGGAGACUAAGACUGUAUAAACAUCUUCAUUGCCAGUUCUCAAAAUGACUGAAAUGGUUUUCAUGGUAAAAGUUAGUAUACUAAAGGGUUCCUUUUUUUUUUAAUGUUUACAUUUGUGUCUGUGUUUACCUUCUUAGUCACAUCGACCUGCUGGCUGAAUACCUCAAAUAGUCCAGUAGGAGGGCAGCCCACCAGGCAGAAAAGGUUAGGCACUUUGGUUUCACAUCUUUGCUGGGGAAUAAUAGGGGAAAUGGCUGUUUUUGCUAAUUUUUAGCUAAUAUCUAGCCAGGAGAGCAAGCACAUUGGACAGACUGAAAGACUGUAAUUUUACACAAUACACAUGGCUUAUUUUAUUGGGAUACAGAAAAACAUAAAUUCUGGACAAAUAAGUCUAUACCUGUUUUCAGUCCUAUCAUUUAAGGAUUCUUGAGUCCCAAUCACAUAACUGUGGUGUUACUCUGUCAUUUAUAUAGUGUCAAAAGCACUUGAUGAGUAAACCCAGUAACAUCUUUUUGAGUGUUUCAUAAUGCAUUUUCCAACUUGAAAAUACUCAAUAAUUGAAAAAUAGCCUUAUUCUGUAUUUUAUGCCAUGACUAAAAGUGCCAUUUUUACUGAUGCUAUUAGACUGAUAAUUUCUUGAAGUGAGAUUUAACCUUUUUUUUCCUCUUCAGUAUUAUAUUUAUAAUGCCAUAUUUUUAGAAAGCAUUCCAGAUCAGACAUGGUGGCUUACACCUGUAAUCCCAGCACUUUGGAAGGCCGAGGUGUGGGGAUUGCGUGAAGCCACAAGUGUGAGACCAGCCUGGGUAACAAGGCAAGAUUCUCAACUC
Messenger RNA from Nomascus leucogenys (northern white-cheeked gibbon), 1820 nucleotides. RefSeq names its product autophagy related 12 (gene ATG12). Gene Ontology annotation, biological process: nucleophagy; C-terminal protein lipidation; autophagosome assembly. The record is from RefSeq and is a predicted model, not a curated record. Lineage: Eukaryota; Metazoa; Chordata; Mammalia; Primates; Hylobatidae. Gene Ontology annotation, cellular component: phagophore assembly site membrane; Atg12-Atg5-Atg16 complex; cytoplasm.